AUUUUCAGCGAUGUUAUCAAUACCAAAUGUUGAGGUGGAACCGAUUGAAGAUGUUUUCUUCGUAGAACCACCACUGGAACGGAUUGGUGAUGCUAUCGAUCUCGUCCAACGAUUCAAUGAAGAGGCUCGCCCAUGGUCUCAGAAGCGACGAAGCCGUCGUGGGGAACCAUUGCGGCAGAAUGAUUCAAGGCCGGUGAAUAAUUCAAGUGCACGAAUAUCCAACGAUGUUUCCUCAGCUGCAACGAAUACUACUACUCAUGAAGGUAAUCAACUGAACGGACAGCCAUCGCCAACAGAAACAAGGUCAAAUGAGGGCUAUUGCGGUUUCGAGCGAGAAAUGCCACCCUCAUUAACAUCUUCCACAGCAUCUUCUUGGGCAGAGCGUAAAAGUGCUCCUAUUAGUUAGCUAUGUUCUGUUGAUCUGUGCAUAAUAAUUUCGCAUUUUGUAUUUUGAGAAAUUUUCUUAUCAAAAUUUGAUUUGUUGUGUAAGUUUUUAAAUAUGAAUUCACUGUUGCGUUUUUUCCUUUUGGAUUGCAUAUCAGUUUACUGUAUUCAUAGAUGCAAGCCAC
Loa loa (African eye worm) is the source of this 569-nucleotide messenger RNA. RefSeq lists its product as hypothetical. Bases 11 to 406 code for a protein of 131 amino acids. The record is from RefSeq and is a predicted model, not a curated record. The transcript is spliced from 4 exons. Lineage: Eukaryota; Metazoa; Nematoda; Chromadorea; Rhabditida; Onchocercidae.